CUCCACUUUUUUCCCUUCUUUACCUCCUUCUCUACAAACCCUUUCUCUAUCAAAUGAAAUUCUCUCACUCACUGCAAUUCAACGCAGUCCCAGAUUGGAUUGACAAAUAUGUGGCUUAUGACCACCUCAAGAAAUUGAUAUUCCAGGAGGAGAAAGAACGAGUCGAGGCUGCUAACAACAGCCAGGAUCCCGAAAAGGCUCACACAGAAACCGAAUCUCGGGAAUCUGUAUUCUUACAUGAACUCGACAUGCAACUUGAGAAAGUUUUUGACUUUUAUACCCAGAAAGAAUAUGAGCUUUACAGCUCAAUUGAUCAAAUCGAAGCUACUCUCAUGGCCAAUGGACAUCUACACAGCACAGACUCUCCUAAUGUCCGUCACUUACAGCCCAAUGCACUUGAGACCCUUGAUUCAACAUACAACGCCCCCAUAAAGGUCACCCAUGAGCACGAUAAAAUUCACAGCGGAAAACGGAAAAUGUCCUUUGAGUCCCGUAUGACAAUUGAUGGAGACGCUGAGAUUAAUGUUGAAGCACUUGUCGAUCUUCGCUCCCAGCUGAUCUCUCUUUACGUUUCUUUGUCUGAGCUCGAGUCCUAUAUUGAUCUUAACCGUAGUGCAUUCGAAAAGAUCCUGAAAAAGCAUGACAAGGUUCUCGAGAGCGACCUUCGCCAACAAUAUCUCAAGAAGAUGGUUCUUGACUCUCGUCCCUUCAUGCCCCAGACAACCGAAGCCCUUCGCUCCCAGAUCGAACGCGUAGAGCGCAUCUAUGCUGACACAUUCUGCCACGGAAAUGUUCCUGCUGCUGUCCGUCAAAUGAAGACCCAUCUUCGUGACCAGAUCACCUAUGACCGCAACACAGUCUGGAAGGACAUGAUCAGCCAGGAGCGCAAGAUGCUCGAUGCCCACGUAAAAGACACAACCCCAGUCAAGACAUACAAGCUUCCUUUGAUCAACAAACGAAUCACUUCAGACCUUCUUCGCAGAUCACUUUGCUUCUUGUUUGCUGUCAUUGUUUUUGCCGUUCUUCUCAAUGUUGACAUCUUUUCCAACAAGAAUGAAAAUUACUGCUUUGCUCUCCUUAUCUUUUCUGCAAUCAUGUGGGCCACCGAGGCAGUACCCCUGUAUGCAACCUCUCUCCUAAUUCCUUUCUUGGUUGUCCCUCUUGGUAUCUUACGCAAUACCGACGGAUCUGAGAUGGCCGCCAAGGCAGCUGCCAAGGCUGUAUUUAGCUCAAUGUUUAGUGGCACUAUCAUGAUGCUUUUAGGUGGCUUCGCUAUUGCUGCUGCCCUUUCCAAGUAUGGUAUUGCAAAGGCAUUCGCAACCCAUGUCCUUUCGCGUGCAGGUACACGUCCUCGCUGGGUUCUUUUGACAAUCAUGCUUGUUGCCGCCUUCCUUUGUAUGUGGAUCUCCAACGUUGCAACUCCCGUAUUAUGUUUCUCUUUGAUCAACCCUAUCCUUCGCACCUUACCCGAUAACUCUCCUGUUGGUCCCUGCCUGAUUCUUGGUAUCGCUCUUGCUAGUUGUAUUGGUGGCAUGACUUCUCCAAUCUCUUCCCCUCAGAACAUCGUUACCUUGCAGUACAUGAACCCUGACCCUGGAUGGGGUAUCUGGUUUGGUGUUGCUCUGCCAAUCUCUAUCAUCUGUAUCUUUGUCUGCUGGGGUAUGCUUCUUAUGGUUUACCGCCCUGACCGUGCUAGUCCUCAUCUUAACAAGGUUAAGACUACCAACGACCCCAUCAGCCUAUCCCAGGUCUAUAUUAUGGCUAUUACCAUUCUCACCAUUGCUCUCUGGUGUGCUGAGUCGAGCAUUCAAGAUCACAUUGGUGAUACUGGUAUCAUCGCUGCUAUCCCUCUUUUCAUGUUCUUUGGUGCCGGCAUCCUCAACAAAGAAGAUCUCCACGCUUUCCUCUGGUCUGUCAUUGUUUUGGCACAGGGUGGUAUGGCUCUUGGUAAUGCUGUAACAUCUUCAGGCCUUCUCCAGGAUAUUGCUAUGCGUAUCAAGGAUGGUAUCCAGGACUUUCCUCCCAUUGCUAUUCUCGCCAUUUUUGCCUGCCUGCUCCUUGUGUUCUCUACCUUUGUCUCCCAUACUGUCGCUGCCCUCAUCAUUGUUCCUAUUGUCCAACAGGUCGGUCAGCAGCUUCCUAUCCCUCACGCCAACUUGUUGGUGAUGGGUGCUGGUCUUGCUUGUUCUGCAGGCAUGGGUCUUCCCGUAUCUGGCUAUCCAAACAUGUCAGCAAUCAUGUUAGAAAGCCCAACAGGAAAACCAUACCUUACCACAAAGGACUUUAUUAUUACUGGUAUCCCUGUCAGUAUUGUCUGUACCGUCUUGAUCAUUACCCUUGGCUACGGUAUUAUGUCCGGUGUAGGCUAUUAAAUCUUUACUGUAAACCACUAAAAUGAAAAGCAUAUCUUUUCUUUAUCUCUUUUAAUUACAUAUUAUAUUAUCUCUAUUUACCCCCCUUCAUAUACAUCUAUCACCUUGUUAAAUAUUUCCCGCUUUAUAAUCAUAUAAUCAUAUAUAUAUAUAUAUAUAUAUUUACUAUAAAUACAAAUCAUAAUUUUUUACUUUGAAACAACC
Phycomyces blakesleeanus NRRL 1555(-) is the source of this 2576-nucleotide messenger RNA. RefSeq lists its product as hypothetical. The transcript is spliced from 2 exons. The record is from RefSeq and is a predicted model, not a curated record. Gene Ontology annotation, cellular component: membrane. The coding region runs from base 54 to 2372 and encodes 772 amino acids. Gene Ontology annotation, molecular function: phosphate transmembrane transporter activity. Gene Ontology annotation, biological process: phosphate ion transport; polyphosphate metabolic process; monoatomic anion transmembrane transport. NCBI's taxonomy places the organism in Eukaryota, Fungi, Mucoromycota, Mucoromycetes, Mucorales, Phycomycetaceae.